CCCUCGACAUCCUGCCCGACCCUCACCUCCUCACACCACCCCCCCCACCGAGCGCCAUCGAUGUCCUCCACGCGUCUCGGCGUGCCUCUGCGCUCGCCCGGUCGCGCACGUCUCGUCUCCGCCACGAGUGCCACUUCCUCGCAAACGGCGCCUUCCUCGCCUCUCGGCUCCGCCGCACCUGCUCCAUCUCGCGCCGGCAGCGGCGCCAGCGCGCCGCGCACGCUCCACGCCCUCGUGCGCGCACGCACGCCCGACGCCCUCUCUGCGCCCGCGGGCUCGCCGAGUAAGCGUAUCCUGGCGCCCUCGACGCGCGUCCAUGUGCUGCCCGACAAGCUAGGCCAGGCGCACAUCGAUGCGCUGCGCCAGCUCGUGGCGCACUUGGGCGCGCUCAAUGUUGUGCGUUCGUCACACACUGCCUCUGUUGCAGUCAGCCUCGACUACGCCACCGUCGUGCUGAGUGAGAUCCGCGCGCCCAAGCGUGCCGAACGGGCGCUGGGCGACGAAGCAGAGAGUCGAGGCGUGCCAGUGCUGCAUCACAGCUGGCUCACUGCCUGUCUAGAAGCAGGCAUCCAAGUGCCGCAUGAGGCAUAUCAGAUCUACCCUCGCCUCACCGCUCCUGCCGCGUCGGCGUCGGCGUCGGCUUCGGCGUCGGCGUCGGCGUUGAAGCGCGCAGCCAGCAACGAGCCUGCCUCUCCGCGACGACAUCCGGAGAAGAUUCUGCGUCUCGAAGAGUCGGGCACGGAAGAGGAGCAGGAGCAGGACGAGGCGUAUGCUGCGCUGCGAGGAGGCUACGCAAGUGCAGAGGAGGAGGAAGGAGGGUAUGGAAGUCAUGAGGAAGGCACGCUGCCCGUCAUGGUGCCUCGUGGCAUCGACAAGGGCAAAGGCAGAGCCCUCGACGUCGACGCCUCUCCUUCUCGUCGAGCCUCGGCCUCGCCGACUCCGCCUCCCCACGUCGUCGCGUACGAAGGCGCCGUGCCGGCAUGGCAGAACAGCGCAAACGCCUGUUUCCGACCGACGCCGAUCCGGAGCAUGUUCAACCAGCCACUCGUCGACGAACUCGAGGUCAUUCGUGUCUCGCGAGUCCUGUUCGAGAAGAACGGAGCGCGCGAUCAACACAAUAGUGCCGCCUAUGGUCGCGCAAUCUCGGCAAUCAAGGCAUAUCCACAUCCACUCGCCAAGGAUCCGAAGAAGGCAAAGGAGAUCGCAGGCGUAGGAGCCAAAAUCUACAAGGCGGUGCUGCAGUUCUACGAGCUGGGAUACGUCGCUGAAGCACGAGCCAUCCGUGGAGAUCAGAGUCACGCGAUCAUGAAGUCGUUUCUCGACUUCUAUGGCGUCGGACCAGCAGGAGCACGCAAGGCCUAUCAACAGGGCGCACGCUCGCUCCAGGAUCUUUGCUCGUUGGGCGGCAGCUAUUCGGAUCGCCUGGGCCGCGAAGAAUGCCUGCGCAUCCUGCCUGACUUGCUGCAUCGCAUUCCGCGCAGGGAGUGCGAGUUCAUCGCUGAGCUGAUUCACGACGAAUUCGAGAAGAUUCAUCCGGGCAUGAAGUAUACGAUUUGCGGCGGCUAUCGUCGCGGAAAGGCAACGAGUGGAGAUGUGGAUGUGGUGCUUGCUCCUGAUCCCGAAAAGGCGCCCGUGGGGGACCUCAAGAGCUUGAAGCAUCAGACGAGGCUGCUGCAUCAGGUGCUGGAGGCGCUGAAGAAGAAAGCCGUCAUGACGCACAUCGUCAGUGUGGCGCAGCCUUCGGAGUACUACGGCGAAGCGAUAGUGCCGCACUGCGACAUUGCAGAGAUUGUCGUCCUGCCUCCCUCUCUACCUGGCGCCGGGGCCGACGCCACGAAGCGUCCGCGCUAUCGACGCGUCGACAUCAUCCUCACGCGUGCAGAAGUGUAUGGCGCCACUGUGCUUGGCUGGACGGGAAGCAAGCAGUUUGAGAAGGACAUUCGACGCCAGGCUCGCCAGCAGGGCUACAAGUUCCACUCGACGGGCCUCGUGCGCCUCGAGCAGCCAGGCGUGACGCUGGACACGCCGCAGGAGCAAGACAUCUUCGAGCUGCUCGGCGUGCCGUACAUGCCGCCGCACCUGCGCAACUGCGAUGCGUAGCGCCUGCAUCGCCGAGCACUACGCCAGCAUCGCCUCGCCCACGCCCCUCAAGCUCAUGCGAUACCCACCCCCAAUG
Tilletiopsis washingtonensis is the source of this 2176-nucleotide messenger RNA. RefSeq names its product Nucleotidyltransferase. Lineage: Eukaryota; Fungi; Basidiomycota; Exobasidiomycetes; Entylomatales. Bases 61 to 2100 code for a protein of 679 amino acids. Gene Ontology annotation, molecular function: DNA-directed DNA polymerase activity; DNA binding. Gene Ontology annotation, cellular component: nucleus. Gene Ontology annotation, biological process: double-strand break repair via nonhomologous end joining. The record is from RefSeq and is a predicted model, not a curated record. The transcript is spliced from 12 exons.